AUGGCGAGUGUGAAGCGUCAUGCGGUCCAUUUAGAAGACGAAGAUAAACGACCCAAAAAAGAGAAAGUUUCAAAGAAUACGCUGGAAAGUGAUGAAGAAAUUGGUGAUGAUGAAGAGGGUGGACGAAUGGAUGAGGCAGAAUUGCAAGUUGGCCAAGAGCCUGAAACAAUUGGCUUUGAUAGCGAUAUUGUUAUAACUCCUUUCAAUAUGCGUGAAGAGUUGGAAGAGGAGGGCCAUUUUGAUGCAAGUGGAACCUUUAUUUUCAAGCGAACCAACGACGUGGGUGACAAUUGGUUAGAGGACGUCGAUUGGAAUGAAGUGCGUCGAAACGAGCAGGCGGGUGGAGGCGGCGGUGGUGGGCCUAAGGCGACAACAAUAGUUGAGGAGGAAGCGUUACCGGAAGUAACGGCUGAUCUGCAGACUGAGCUCUAUCACCGUGCCGCCUCCCUCCUUCGGCCCGGCGAAACGGUGCUGCGUGCCCUUCGCCGCCUCGGCCCGAAGCGCUCUGCCACCUCCACUGCUCAGGGACGGAGCUGGAUGCGCCGGAAGGACGGCAGCACUGCUAGUGCCGUGAAGACUCUCUCACCGGAUGAUGCUGCAAACGCUGAGGCCUUUGCGAGUCUUACUGAAUUGGCCAACGAUCUGCUGGGCAGCGGUGAUUUCGACAUCUACCAGAAAACCAAAGAAGUAAUCGAGGAUCUAGUCGCUUCUCGGACACAGAACAACGAGGAAAACGAAUUGAACGCUCUUGGUGCUGUAAUUGAUGAUGAGGCGGGCAUCGAGCCGUCACGUGGUGAAACCGAAGAAAAGCAGGAAGGCGUAACGCCAGCAACAAAGUGGUUGGUGAAACGGGCCAAGACGGCAGAGGCAGAUGUACGAAUUGAGGGUCCCUUCGAGGAAGCUGUGUUGCGACAGUGGCUCGAGUCGACACCAUCAGUGGACAUCUUCGUCAAGCGUCAGGAUGUAAAUGAGGAGUUUCGCAGACUCUCAUCCAUCGACUUUGACAAACUCAAAGCCCUCUUCACUUAA
Messenger RNA from Echinococcus granulosus, 1029 nucleotides. Its product is annotated as LIN1-like protein. The record is from RefSeq and is a predicted model, not a curated record. The transcript has 5 exons. Gene Ontology annotation, cellular component: U5 snRNP. NCBI's taxonomy places the organism in Eukaryota, Metazoa, Platyhelminthes, Cestoda, Cyclophyllidea, Taeniidae. The coding region runs from base 1 to 1029 and encodes 342 amino acids.